UGUGCCUUCUUGACUGCACCGGAGUAAACAUGUGAGAAUUUAAACUCUUGUAGGCUGUGACGUUUUAUAACUCACUUCCCCAAUACGAAAUUGAAAAGAUUACUAAACUAUGUGAAAUGUUUGAACGUUAGAUCCACCAGCACCCGAACUUAGCAGUACAACGUAUGUACAGCACAAUGCCCGUGCAGGCUGUUGCCGUUGACAACAGAGGCGAUGUCACAUCCGCGUUCACGUGACAAGGAAAAACAAACGCGCGGCAGUUCUUUCGCCCAAACGGUUUCUGCAUCACACAGAGUACAGGGUUUGAAGUAACCUAAGGCAUAAAUACGAGUUGUAGUUAAGUGUUUGAUGCUGUUAUUUAAAGACUGUGGUUGCACUGUCCUGUGCUGGCUGGAAUUAUUACAAUGGAAAGUAAAGGCAGAGUCCCAAAUCCAGUACGACCCCGACCAAACAGUGUUAAAUCUGGUGGUGAAACAAACAAAGUGCGCGGAGUUCAUACGAGAAAGAUUCCUUACAGAGUUGGAUACAACUGGAACAAAGGUGGAAGACUCAAGGAGCUGAGAAUCAGACACCUUGCCAGAAAGUUUCUGAGGAUCUGGAUACAGAACACGUUUGGUCAGAUACUUCCUCAUCAAGCCAAGUCUCACUAUAACAACUUGGUCCUGAGGCGAGCCUUUGAAGGAUGGAGAGACGAGUGGUGGACGUCCAGAAGGGAGUGGACUCUUACAAUGCGGGCAGAGUGUCACCACAAGUAUUAUCUGUAUAACCUGACUUUCCACGGUUGGCGAAAUUUUGUAACUUCUCAGAGGGAAAGGAAGAGUAAGAUGCAGAAAGCUGAAUCAUUUGCUGAGAAGCAGCGCAUGCGUGCAGUUUGGGACCGAUGGGAGGUUUUCACGGAAAUGAGGAGAAUGAAGAACAGAAUGCUUGAAUCGGCUCUCGAACAGAACAGACUCUCAACCAUGCGUUCAGCUUGGAGCUUGUGGCAGACUCGGCUACGGCGUCAUCAAAACCUGUACACUUUAGAGGAGCAAGCACUGAAACAGAGAGAACGGAUUUUACAGAGCGUGACGUGGCUUCAUUGGAAAGAAAUGCACGCAGCUGCUUGUUGCCAGAAAGAGAAAGAAUCCAAAGCUGCACUUCACUUCAUCGUAGUAGUGAAAAGAAGAGCGUUGAAUCUGUGGAUAACUUAUGUAUCCUGUCACCAGAGCAAGAAAAAAGCACAAGCUGUGGCUGAGCAUGCCAGUUGUUUACGUCUGGCAAGAGGGUGUUGGAGUAAAUGGAGAAACGCGGUGGACCGCAAACAGGCUGCAGAGAACCGCCUGCAAACAGUUCUCCAUUUGGCUUCACAGAGCAUCCAGCGUAGAGCACUAGUGCGCUGGAGAGCUUAUGUGACCUUGUGCAGAGAAGAGUCUGAGAGAAACCAGAUUGCAAGUCAACAUUUCCACCAUCAUUUACUGCAUGCUGGAGUGCGUGGGUUGUCUCUCAACGUCACGCGGAACAGAGCCCACAGACUGAACAACAACAUGGCUGUCCAACACUGUCGACAAACUAUGACGAGUAAAUACUGGAAUCUGUGGCAGGACCGGCUGGAGGAAGCUGAAGAUCAGAGUUUUAAACCCCUCACAGAAAUGGCACUGACUACAUACAGCAAUUCACUGUUGAGGAGCUCUUUUUACCACUGGAGAGAGAAAUUUGCUGAGAAAAGACGCAUGCAGGAAUUGGAGCGUCGUGCAGACACGUGGUUCCAAGAGCGCACGUUACCUCUGUGCUUCAACACGUGGGUCCAGUUCACUCUGCAGAGAAGACUGCGUGAACGGAGAAGACACAAAGCAGAAGUCUUCAAUCGACGUCGCCAGUGUUCCUGGGUGUUUUACACCUGGUGGGGACAGUCAGAGAAACACAAGGAGGAGAUGCUUUCAGAGCGGAUGGCAAUUCUUCAUGAGGAGCGAUGCCACGUGCAGAGAGCCUGGGCUCAGUGGAGACGACGCACACAGCAGCAGAUCAAAGACGGGGAGAAACAGGAGGCUUCACAGCGCCUGUACCUGCACAAGCUCCUCCACAAGGCAAUGACCCAGUGGAAGGACAACAGCACCGAGAUACGAGACAGGAGGAGCAGGGAGCAGCAGGCGUGUUAUCAGGGAGACCUGUGCUGCAUGAGAAGGGCUGUAGAAAAAUGGAAAAAGUUUGUUCAGAUCCAGAGACUGAAGAGAAGCAGGCUGACGCAGAUUCAGCGUCACCAUGAAGCUAAAGUCCUCAAGCACUCCUUUAUGGGCUGGAAGGAACAGCACCUACAGACGUCUCAGAUACGUGACCAAGCCGAGGAACUUUACAUGCAGCAGACACAGUGUUUUCUGAGGAAAGUUCUUAAUGACUGGAAAAAAAACGCAGCUCAACUCGCAGAAGUCCGAGCUGCUGAACAACAAGCACAGAGUCACUAUGAGUUCUUCUUUCAGCUUAAGGUGUUUCUUGCUUGGAGAGAUGCAACAACACGUGCAGUGUCAAUGCGCCACCAGCAGAGGGAAGCACUCAGCAAGGCUCAGAGGUCUAUAAAUCAAGUGCGUCUGCUGUGGUGUUUUAGACGAUGGAGGAAACAAACCAGGGAGGCUCGCGCGGAGAGGAUGUGCAUGGAAAAAGCCAGGCGGCACCACAACUCCAAACUUCUCUCUAAAACUGUGAAAGCGUGGAACGAGCAUCACUACCAACAACAGAAAAAUAAGGUGAUGAAACGACAAGGAAUCUUGUUGCUGAAAUUAAAAAUGUACCAGAAGUACUUCGAGCAGUGGAAAACGAAGCUGCAGCACAGACGCAGAGAGGCUAAGCAGACGGAGCGAGCGCUCUGGCACUGGUCCCUCACGCUACAAGCCAAGGUGUUGUGUGGAUGGAGGCUGUGGGUCACCGAGCAGCGCAGGAAAGAGGAACAGGCAGCCAGAGCUGCACAGGUCUACAGAGACCAGCUGCUGAGGGAGGGGGUCACAUGCAUCCUCACAUAUGCUGCUCAUAUGAAUGACCUCACAACGUGCCUCGCGCAGCACAGCCAGGAGCAGAGAUCACAGCACCUCCAGAGAGUCGUUAAACGUUGCGCCAUGCGUUGGAAGAAGCGGGCACUGUGUAAACCGCCAAGAGAGCAAGAGGCCAAAGCGCCGCCAAAAAAGAGUGUGACCUUCUGUCUGAGUGCGCCGAACUCCUCAUCUGACUCAGCGGAGCAGGAAGCUGAAGAUCGAGUGCUUAGCAAGCUGCUUCAAACCCGAACACUUCGACGGCAGCCUCGUCGCUGCAGAGAGCUCUCUGAGCCUCCCAUCAAAGUUUGGCCACUAGAAGGCAUCCAGAGCCAUUGUGGCAGCACAGAGGCUACUCCCGCUAGCUUUACCUCCACAUGUCUGAACACCCUCACAUCUGCUUCGUCCCCCUCUGAGCCUCACGUGUCCAUCACAGACUCUACUCAAGAACCAGAUCUACUUCUACCUCCUUCUGCUUUCAUGACCACUGGGACUCCGAAUAUGUUGGGAAAAUACAGCGGUUCAGAUCCUGGAGAUGCUCCACUCUUAACUUUUCAGUACCAGCCAUCAACGUAUCCAGGUUUCAUACCUGCGCAAGAGAUACAUCAGAGAGACUCCAGCAGAAGAACGGAGUCUCCUCACGUAGAAGAUGCAGCAGCUCAUCCAGCUUCAGCUUUGACAGAAGAGCUUCUCAGCAUUCAGCUCGACAUGAAGAGUUUCCAGAAGGGCAAGAGACAGCUCCGGGCAUGGCGAAAGCUGAAAGAGGUUCUGCAGACUUGGCUGCAGACCAGUGGAAAGGAUGAAAACAUGGAGAGAAACACUGUUUGCCAAGAGCUGGAGGAGUUGGAGGAGCGCGUCGACAGGCUGACCGCGGAGCUGGAGAGACGGAAACCGACGAUGCUGCUUCACGCACAGAGAAUCCAACGUUUACAGUCUGACCUACGCACUUCAGGAGUUUAUUUUCUCAGUGGAAAAGCAGAUAAGAUGGAAACGGAUAACUGUGCCUUCACAACAUGACAGGAUAACUCACCUGGUGACUGUGUGACAUUUUCUUAAAGCAACACAGAGACUGGCUUGAAAAUUAAAUGAAGAGGAGUUCACCACAUGUUUCGUAUUUUACUACAAACUUUUUUUUUU
This is a messenger RNA of Mugil cephalus (flathead mullet), 4133 nucleotides long. RefSeq names its product SFI1 centrin binding protein (gene sfi1). NCBI's taxonomy places the organism in Eukaryota, Metazoa, Chordata, Actinopteri, Mugiliformes, Mugilidae. Bases 405 to 4013 code for a protein of 1202 amino acids. The transcript has 30 exons. The record is from RefSeq and is a predicted model, not a curated record. Gene Ontology annotation, molecular function: phosphatase binding.